UAAGCCAAAUCCAUUCCCUCCCUGCCUGCCUUACUCACACAGCCGCAUCAUCAGCAGCGCAGCCAGUGAAGUGUGUUGUUGUCUGUGUGCGCACACUGCAGACGCACUCGCAGACAGACGGACAGACCGCGCGCGUGUGGGGACCUCUGUCUGCUUGGGUCGUGGAUCUCCGCCGAGAUGAAGAUCCCCAUCAGCAGCAGCAGCAUCUUCGUCAUCUGGCUUGCAGCCGCGCUCUGUGGAAGCCUCGGAGAGAAAUGCCACGAUGGCUUCUGCGCUAACGGCGGAACCUGCUUCCUGGAGAGCAGCAACGACGGCACCAACCUCAAGUGCCACUGCACUCCCGAGUUCAUAGGCCGCCAGUGCGAAGAGCGGCUGCCAGGACCCUGCAGCCGGAGCCCGUGCCACAACGGCGGCAAGUGCGAGGUGCAGGCGAUGGGGCGCGGGGACUCGCUGGAGGAGCCGUUCCGCUGCUCGUGCGCGCCCGGGUUCAAGGGAGAUCUCUGCCAGGAAGGGCCCUGCAGCUCGAGGCCGUGCCACAACGGCGGGCAGUGCGAGGCGUCGCUCGAGGUGCGCGGAGACUCCAUCGACGAGGAGUUCCACUGCACGUGCCCGAGGGGCUUCAAGGGCCGACUCUGCACAGACAACAUCGACGAGUGUCUCGACAGGCCGUGUCAGAAUGGUGGCAUCUGCCGAGACCUCAAAGGGGACUACACCUGCGACUGCCCGGCCGACUACACCGGCAAGAACUGCCAGCUGCGCUGCGGGGCACCGCUGGGGAUGGAAGGGGGUGGUAUCAAGAGCUACCAGAUCUCCGCCUCCUCCAUGUACAGCGGCAUGUUUGGUCUGCAGAAGUGGUUCCCCUUCUACGCGCGCCUCAACCGCAACGGUCUGGUGAACGCGUGGACUCCCGACGAUCAGGAUAGGUCAGCCUGGAUCCAGGUGGACCUGGGCCGCACGAUGCGCGUGAGCGGCGUGGCGACGCAGGGCGCGCGUCGCAUGGGCAGCGCCGAGUACAUCAAGAAGUUCAUGCUCGCAUUCAGUGACGACGGCAAGACGUGGAGCGGAUACCGCGAGGCGCGCUCCACCAAGGACAGGAUUUUUCCCGGAAACUGGGACAACUCGACGCCGCGCGUGACGGCCCUCAGCCCGUCCAUCACGAGCCGCUACGUGCGCCUGCUGCCCACGAUCUGCCACAACCGCUGCACCCUGCGCAUGGAGCUGCUGGGGUGUGAGCUCACCGGCUGCUCAGAGCCACUGGGUGUGAAAGACGGGAGGAUCAAGGACAAGCAGAUGACGUCGUCCGGAGUGUUCCACACCCUGGGCCUCGACUUCUGGGGCUGGGAGCCGCACUUUGCCCGGCUCGACGCCACAGGCAGAGUUAACGCCUGGACCCCCGCCAGCUGCAACGAGCAGCAGUGGCUGCAGGUGGACCUGCUGCGGCCGCGGCGAGUGUCGGGCGUGGUGACGCAGGGAGCGCGAGACCUCGGCACCGUGCAGUUCGUGCGCGCCUACAAGGUGGCGCACAGCGACGACGGCAAGAGCUGGACCCUCUACAAGGACAGGGCGAGCGGGCGCCCCAAGAUCUUUGCCGGCAACUACGACAACAACACGCACAAGAAGAACAUGUUCGAGUCGCCGUUCUGGGCGCGGUACGUGCGCAUCCUGCCCACGGCGUGGUUCAACCGCAUCACACUGCGCGUCGAAAUCCUGGGCUGCGACGAGUGAGCUGGGACAUUCGAGCUCCGCCAAUCGGCAAGCCACCACCUCCUCCUCUUCCUUCUCAUCUUCCCAAGCAGCCUCCUCGUCCCCUCUACCCCAGCCCAAGUGAAUUUAACUGACACCGGGGGAAAACAAUGUAUCGGCAGGGCGGGAGAUAUGCGGGGGUCCACAUUUUUGCAUGGUGCGGUGGGGGGAGUGGGUGCCGCGUGCGUUUGUAAAACUUAACUCGUUAUCGCGGUCAAUGAUUUAUGCAGGAAAUACUCCCGGUGAGCCUCAGAAUUUGUUGACGAGGCUCUUCUCCUUUCCCGAGAUGUUGGGCCCCGAUUCCUGACUGGGUGUCUUGACUGUGGGAGGAAGCAGAAGUACCCAGAUCAACAAACUACUUGCUGCACUACCACGAAGUGGCCACCUCGUGUCCCCCUGACACUCAGCAUGCCACAGAGGCAAGCCAGGGAGUGAACCAUUUUCAGGUCGAGGUGCCUCGCCCUUAUUUAUUUUAGAGUGCAGCAGUUGAAUUGGCCACAGCAACUUCCCUUGCAGCCGGAGAGACCGACGCAGUCUCCGAGUUAAAGGCAACUUCCCCAAAUUCUUCACGCGCCAACCGUUCGCCCAGUGAAAGAGCGCGUGCGUGCGUGUGUGCAUGUGUGCGUGCGCGCGUGAGUGUCGCAUAAAUCCCGAGCUGAAGCUGCCGUUGGGUUGCGCCUCGAAAACCCGUGACCACCGCCGCCAUCACCGACCCCCCUUGUUUCCUCGAGAGGGCACUUGAGCGCGCGCGUGGAGGACAGCGGAGUGCAGGGGGAUACAGGAAGGAGCAAGUUGCCGCUUCAAUUAAAAUAAACACUCAUGGGCUUCGGCAACGACCUGACCACGCCAACUUGCAUUACCAUGCCCGUGAAGCUUUGCAACCGUUUGCCUGCCGAGCAAUCGUAAAAGUUCGUGUAGCCUCUUUGAGUUUUCGACACUUUCACUCUCACAGAACUGGCAUUGGCAUCCCUGCGGCUUCGGUCAAUGCCAGCCCGUCAACAGCAAAACAUCCACACACCGAUAAUGAAGUGCCACGCGAGUUCACAAUUUGAUUUGCUGCUGGUGGGGCUUCAGAAAGUCCAUUUGCUCGGUGGGAACACAGGCAAUGUUGCGUUUGUCGGUGGGAGUCAUGAAAGCUCUGUUGACAUUACUCUAAAUAAAACAUGUUGUUGCUUCGAACAUCAGCAGCACGAAUGUGGAACCGUUACAAUUCAAAACCCAAACGCAGACUCUGUUCUGCGCAUGUGUGGACAACAGAAUUAUGUUACACAUUUUUGUCUUCUCACCAUACAACGGAGCCACAACGGGGGCCGGGUUUUGUGUUUUUCCACCCCAGAGGUCGCGCUCCGUGCCGCCGACGUCACACGCAGCGGACGGCUCGAGCCGCAUGCGCACGCACCAAAUCACAGGUGGACGUCAGGGCAUGUUGACACAAACGAAACACGUGAUGGACGUCUACCGCCAAGGCAUGACUCUUACUCACGAUUAGCACGCUCGCUUCGGCUACGUACGACGCGAAAGAAGUUCAAAGUACAUACAUACGUAUCUCCCCACCCCCCCGAUUUCAAGCGUGAAAGUGGCACCAUUUCAGAUUUCAGAGACGAAGAAAUUCCAUUCGGGUCUCGUGCAGCCAGCGGUGCACCCCGCUGUGGCAGAGAUACUCUCUCCGCAGAACUACAUCUGGAGUCAACAAAAACGUGUUUUUUGAGCGCAAAUUUUGGCGCGAUGAUUUUUCCUCGCCGCUAUUGGUGGCCGGGCUGAGACCAUCGACUCACGGCACUCGAGAAGGCAGUUUAAUCACAGGCGGUUGCUCGGAUUUGAACCCAGCAUCUCAGGUCAAGCUGCGUCAAUGUAUAUUGGUUCCCCGAAAAAUUGUUUCCCCGAUGGUAAUAUUUGUGUCGCCCCUACUUAUUUCCGCCCCCACCCCCUCCCCCCCCCCCCCCGAGGGAAUGACAGGAGUUACGGUUGCCACGGCUUGCCACGACUUGGCAAGUCGUGGUAUGGCGCUAAAGGUGUCGUUAUUAUCAUUAUUAUUACAUUGACGAGGACAAGAUUAAAUACAAGAAUACACCGUAAGAAGACUGAGCAACAAUUGUUUUUGUUGCGUAUGGCAAUAUGUGCAGGGUCUAAAGGCCAAUGUCGAGGUCAGCGAGCCACGAGAGGGCUUCUUCAGGAGACAAGAGUUUGUAUCGUUUUGAUAUUCCUCUGUUCAGCGAGCGGAGGCUACAGUGCUUUACCACAUGGGCCACAGUUGUGGUUGCACGGCCACAAAUCGCACUACUGUGGCCCAUCUUUCAUUUCCCAUUCAUGAAGGAGAUGCGUGCAUCGGCCUGUUGGUGCUCGGAUGCGAUGGAUGGUUCCACCAGCGUCUCUUCGAGGAAUGUAAAAAAAAUAGCCAGGAGGGUUGAGCAUCUGUUUCACGAAUUUCGUCUGCAAAGCGGCGUUUGUACCGUGGCGUUUCAGUUCAGAAUUUGCAUGGGUAUAGUCUUUCAAUGCGAAAAUAAAGGGGGUACAAUUAUUUGGAAGGUGAGCCAGUGAUCCUGGAUACUGGUCCAAUCGGCAGAACAAAUAUUCAUUGCUAAGGGGGGUUCGGGUUGGGUACGCAUUCCCUAACACUGGCUUAGCUCUGAUGUGGGUGGCAUUAGCCCCUCUCAGCUGGCCUUGCCACCUUAAAUGUACUUCUGCUUCCUGAAAUGAUAAUUAUUAUAUCCACACAUACAGACACGCCGUGGCGUCUUUAUCUUUGUAGGCCAGAUUUUUUUUUAUAAUGCAGACCGAGUGAUGCAUAAAUCACUCGAUGGAUGAAUGAAGGAGUUAAUGCACAAGUGAACUUUUGCAUGAUAUAUUAAAUGGGCAAAUUAAUUUGAUAAGUUAUUGGAUCACCGUAAUUGAAUAAUGAACAUGAAAUUAAUAAACGACCAAGUUAAUGGAUGAUGAUGAUGAUAAUGAUGAACAAUAUACUUUGUUGUAAGAGAUGUAAUGACUUGGGAGCCAAUAUUAUCACCUCAUUGUAUCAGGCUUUGUAUUUUGAUAAGUACAAUAUAGCGUAUAAGCACAAAUAAUGAAUUACAAUUAUAGUGUUUGUACAACUGAUAAUAAAGCAUUCCGUGGAACACCACGCAGAAGUGA
Molecule: messenger RNA, 4872 nt
Organism: Lethenteron reissneri (Far Eastern brook lamprey)
Lineage: Eukaryota; Metazoa; Chordata; Hyperoartia; Petromyzontiformes; Petromyzontidae
Product: EGF-like repeat and discoidin I-like domain-containing protein 3
Cellular component (GO): plasma membrane
Molecular function (GO): signaling receptor activity; calcium ion binding
Source: RefSeq, a predicted model, not a curated record